AGUCGAAGUUCACGCUCUCUCGCGUUCGGUCUUCUUAAAUCCCCUCUCCUCUAGAUCGCGGUCGGCCAUUUCAACUCCACCGACAGAGUAACGGGACCGCGACUGAUACUAUCUGAAGAUGAGUGAGACCGCUAUCUCCUUCGCCAAGGACUUCUUGGCCGGUGGCAUUUCCGCUGCCAUCUCCAAAACAGCUGUAGCCCCCAUCGAGAGAGUCAAGCUUCUCCUCCAGGUGCAACAUGCCAGCAAACAGAUUACUGCUGAAAUGCAGUACAAGGGCAUCAUUGACUGCAUCGUCCGCAUCCCCAAAGAGCAGGGCUUCCUCUCGUACUGGAGAGGGAACCUGGCCAACGUCAUCAGAUACUUCCCCACCCAGGCCCUCAACUUCGCCUUCAAAGACAAGUACAAGAACGUGUUCCUCGACGGGGUGGACAGGCACAAGCAGUUCUGGAGAUACUUCGCGGGUAACCUGGCGUCCGGUGGCGCCGCCGGAGCCACGUCCCUCUGCUUCGUCUACCCCCUCGAUUUCGCCAGGACGCGUCUGGCCGCCGAUGUCGGCAAGCCCGGACAGGGGCGCGAGUUCAAAGGCCUGGCCGACUGCUUGGUGAAGAUCUCCAAGUCUGAUGGCAUCAAGGGUCUGUACCAGGGCUUCAGCGUGUCAGUGCAGGGCAUCAUCAUCUACCGAGCCGCUUACUUCGGCGUCUACGACACAGCGAAGGGCAUGCUCCCGGACCCCAAGAACGCGUCCAUUCUAGUCAGCUGGAUGAUCGCUCAGUCUGUGACGGCGGUCGCCGGACUCGUGUCCUACCCCUUCGACACCGUCCGUCGUCGUAUGAUGAUGCAAUCCGGACGCAAAGGAGCCGACAUCAUGUACUCCGGCACCAUCGACUGCUGGAAGAAGAUCGCACGUGACGAGGGCUCCAAGGCCUUCUUCAAGGGGGCCCUGUCCAACGUGCUCAGAGGCAUGGGAGGCGCCUUCGUGCUCGUCCUGUACGACGAGCUUAAGAAAGUCCUCUAAGUUGUUUUUUUGUAUGUCCAGUGUUAAUGUUGUUUAACUGUAACAUAUCUUGUACAUUUGGAAGAACUUAAAUGCCAAGUUAUAUUUAUAGGGACCAACUAGUAUUUUCUACUAGUUGUACUGGGGGAAUCUGUUACACGCUCUUCUCUUGGCCCCAUGCCUUUUUCCUUUUUUUUUUUGUUUUGUCUCUCACCAGAAAGUCAUUCCCUGAACACAGGAACCUUGCCGAAAAAGAAAAAAAAAGAGAAAUAAACUCCCUCCCACUGA
This is a messenger RNA of Pungitius pungitius (ninespine stickleback), 1282 nucleotides long. It is a transcript of the gene slc25a5, whose product is annotated as solute carrier family 25 member 5. Gene Ontology annotation, molecular function: ATP:ADP antiporter activity. The record is from RefSeq and is a predicted model, not a curated record. Bases 119 to 1015 code for a protein of 298 amino acids. Gene Ontology annotation, cellular component: mitochondrial inner membrane. Gene Ontology annotation, biological process: mitochondrial ADP transmembrane transport; mitochondrial ATP transmembrane transport; negative regulation of mitochondrial outer membrane permeabilization involved in apoptotic signaling pathway. Lineage: Eukaryota; Metazoa; Chordata; Actinopteri; Perciformes; Gasterosteidae. The transcript has 4 exons.